Messenger RNA from Drosophila novamexicana, 2955 nucleotides. RefSeq names its product folylpolyglutamate synthase, mitochondrial (gene Fpgs1). Bases 622 to 2334 code for a protein of 570 amino acids. The record is from RefSeq and is a predicted model, not a curated record. The transcript has 5 exons. Lineage: Eukaryota; Metazoa; Arthropoda; Insecta; Diptera; Drosophilidae. Gene Ontology annotation, molecular function: ATP binding; tetrahydrofolylpolyglutamate synthase activity. Gene Ontology annotation, cellular component: mitochondrion; cytosol; cytoplasm. Gene Ontology annotation, biological process: tetrahydrofolylpolyglutamate biosynthetic process.
CAUUUUCAUUUUACUUGGCGCUUUUGUUUUGCCAUUCACACACGGACGGACGCAAACGUGCGGCAGUCUCAACGCGGUUUCUCUUUCGGCCACAUUCUGUGUACAAUUUAUACAUGUAUUUUGUUUGUGAUUUAACCGGUGGCAUCCUUUGGUGACGUCGGCGCCACAGUCCCAAUUGUGGACGCCAUUGGGCGCGUGUUUCAGUUAACAGCUGCAUUUCGCAUAUUUCAUUGAUAUUUAUGUUAAAUUCGCUGUUAAUAGCAAAAACUGUAAAUAUAAUAGCGAUGCGCGUGUGUGCGCCUGUGUGUGCCUGUGCCUGUGUGUCGUGUACGUGUACGUGUGUGCGUGAGUAUGUUUAGUGCGCAGGCUAAUCAGCACAUGUGUGCCCAUUGUGUAAGCAUUGCAAGGUUGCCACCUGCCACUUAUUUAUCGUGCAUUUAUCGUAAUCGCUCGUAUCGUAUCGAUAACAAAAACGCGCGCGCGUUAUAUAAUUACCGUUAUCUGUUUGUGUUGCAUGUUCAAAUUUGAUACGCAUUUAUAUAAGCAUGGAAAUAUGUUUGUCAUCGUUGCGUGCACGUUUUAUGUUCACCACACUGAAAAGCGAUCGCUAUAAAUAUUAAUAUGCGCAAACAUCUGCGAUCAGUAUACAAAAUCACCACACGCUGCUUAGAUGUGCGUAAGGCGUACAGUUCCAGACGUAUGAACGAGAUUAAGGUGCGCCUUGCCCCGGGUCCGCCCAUGCCCAAGACCCUGAAGCCAACGAUCGCCUGCAAUGGCUGGCCAAAGAGACGCGACGACGAACGGAGGCCGUCUUUUGCGGAUCUGGUAUUCUAUCCGGACGGACGCCCAGCUAUGCCCAACGACCAGGAUGCCAACAGUAUUGCACGCGAGAAUGCAGACUACAAUGCAGCGAUUGAAACGCUGACCAAGCUACAGGGAAACGGAGACAGCAUACGAAACUCCAUUUCUGACAAGAAGCUGAAUUCGUUGGUGCACACGCUCAAGUAUCUGGAGCGCAGCGGACUCACAUUGGAGGAUGUGGAGAAGCUAUCAGUGAUACAUGUGGCGGGCACCAAGGGCAAGGGCUCGACGUGCGCGCUGACCGAAUCGAUAUUGCGACAAUAUGGGGCACGUACUGGAUUCUUCAGUUCGCCGCAUCUGGCAACGACCAAUGAGCGCAUCCGGAUCAAUGGGGAUCCGCUGCCCAAGGAUAAGUUCACCAAGUAUUUUUGGCUCGUUUACAAUCGGAUGCUGGUGCAGCGCGAGCAUGAGAAGGAUAUGCCGGCAUUCUUUAUGUUCCUGACCAUUGUCGGCUUUCAUGUGUUCAUUGCGGAGCGCGUGGAUGUGGUCGUGCUCGAGGUGGGCCUCGGCGGCGAGCUGGACUGCACGAACAUAUUGCGGAAUGUGCGCACGGCGGGCAUCACAUCGCUGGCAUUGGAGCAUACGGCCCUGUUGGGCAACACGCUGCGCCAGAUUGCCUGGCAGAAGGCGGGCAUCAUAAAGCCGGGCGCCCAUGUCUAUACGCACGUAACACAGCCGGAAUGCUUGCAGGUGAUCUAUGAGCGCGCCGCCGAGCGCCGCGCCCAGGUCUUUCAGGUGCCCAGCACGGACGCGUAUCUACAAAAUGCGGACGGCUUGAAUGAGUAUGUGCGCCUGAAUGCCUCGCUGGCCAUCCAGUUGACGUACGACUGGCUGCGCCAGACGACGGGUCGACUGCAUCGGGAUUAUCCGAUCAAUGAGCGGCACAUCACCAGCGAGGUGCUGCGCGGCCUGAACGCGGCCAAUUGGCCCGGACGCUGCCAGCUGGUCGAGUACGAGAAUAUGCGCGUCCAUUUGGAUGGGGCGCACACCGUGGAGAGUAUACGGGUCUGCUGCGACUGGUACCAGAAGAGCAUCAGGCACAGUCGCAAUCCAAAUAUUUUGGUAUUCAAUCGCACGGGGGAUUCGGACACAAAGGCCAUACUGCAUGUGCUGCAGCAGGCGUGCCCCUUUGAUAUGGUCUGCUUUGUGCCCAAUCUGGCGACCGAUCAGCCCAACGAUCCCAACCAGGCGAACCUCCACUGCAGUCCCGAGGCGCAGCGACAGCGCGCCCAGAGUAUUGCCGCCACCUGGCAGCAGCUAUGCGAUUCCCAGCAGCAGCAGCAGCAGCAGCCGAAUCAUGGACAAAUGUAUAAUACGGUGUGGGAUGCGUUCGUUGCGAUCCGUACGCGUUAUCCCUAUCACAUUCAGCUGGAUGUGCUGAUAACCGGCUCCAUACAUUUGCUCGGCGCUGUCAUAACGGUACUUAACGAUUUCCAUUUGGAGGCGCCGCCAACGAAAAAUGGACACACCUGAUGCCCAGUUGGUAACGGGCUCGGUCGAUCGCCUGAUAUGUUAUUGGAAACUAUAUUUAUAGUACGCCCCUUCCCCUCCUAAACUAAGACUAGACACUUAAUACAUGCCCUUAUAUAUAUUUUGAUAUAUAUAUAUAUAUGCAUAUAUAUAUAUAUAUAUGUAUAUGUGUAUAUUUUGUAAACAUUUAACUGAUUCUUUCUAAGCACACUUCACUUCCAAAGUUUACACACGCUGGAAAUGCGAGAUUCUCGUUUUACCAAGAACAAGGCUUCUAUCGUAGGAAUUAUUGUGUCUAGCCAAUGAGUUUCCAUGGAAAUAUGUCUGAAACCUAUCUGAUUCAUUUCGCCAAAUAGUACUCCAAUUGAGCUAUGGUUUCUGAAUAGCCUGGCAAUUGCUCAGUGUGGCAACCCUGUUAGUAACUGUAACUCUAAGAUCUUACCUCGCUUUAUAUUUAAUGAUUUAGUCUAUAUUCCAAUUGAGCAAUGCUGCCUUAAUAGUCGGGCAAUUGCGCAAUGUGGCAACCCUGUUAGUAACUGUAACUUUUAGACCUAACCCCACUUAUUUUUUACAUUUAAUAGCCUAUGCAACGUUCUGUUUAUAUAGUAAAAUAGUAAAAAAUCG